AUGGCCUCAGAAGUCAUAGACAAGUUGAAAUGUAUAAACUUAAUAGAGGAGGAGGGGGAAGUUAUCAAAGUCAGGUGGAGACAAUGUGAACAGAUCCUUGAGGAGUAUUCCCUCAGUCAUUUGGGGAAAUUCCAUACAACUCGACCUUUCAACCAACAGGUAGCAAAGAAUUUUCUAAGAUUGGCAUGGAAGUUUGGACCGGAAUUAAAAAUUGUUAAGGUAGGCGAUGGGUUGCUCCAGUUCAAAUUUGCCAUGGAAAGCCAAUUGCAAUGGGUGGUAAACAAUGGACCAUGGAGUUUUGAUAACCAGUUACUCUUACUUCGGAGUGAAGAGGUGGGAACUGAUAUUGGCAAAGGCUUGGGUUGUGUGGUAGAAGUAGACUUAAAAGCGAUAGCCUCAGAUCAGGCUCGGUUGCUUCGAAUUCAUGUAGAGAUCUCGUUGGAUAAACCCAUCCGUAGAGGUAGCAAAGUUCAAGGCUCAGAAGGCAAUACGGUAUGGAUAGCCUUCACAUAUGAGAGAUUGAUUGUUCUAUGCUUCAACUGUGGGAGGUUAGGCCAUAAAGCGAAACAUUGUAGAGAACCAAAGGAUGUGGAUGGGAAUGGGAGUCAGUAUGGAGAUUGGCUUAAAGGAGGCUUUCGGAAACAGAAUAACGGAGAGAAUAAUGAUCACUACAACCCACCCUGA
Quercus lobata is the source of this 684-nucleotide messenger RNA. RefSeq lists its product as uncharacterized. Lineage: Eukaryota; Viridiplantae; Streptophyta; Magnoliopsida; Fagales; Fagaceae. The coding region runs from base 1 to 684 and encodes 227 amino acids. The record is from RefSeq and is a predicted model, not a curated record. Gene Ontology annotation, molecular function: nucleic acid binding; zinc ion binding. The transcript is spliced from 2 exons.